Paraglomus occultum is the source of this 566-nucleotide messenger RNA. NCBI's taxonomy places the organism in Eukaryota, Fungi, Glomeromycota, Glomeromycetes, Paraglomerales, Paraglomeraceae. The record is from the annotation of a GenBank genome assembly.
CGGACGAAGUCUUAAGCUCAUAUAAGAUACGAGUCAUGCCGGGUGAGAAAUUGAUAUAUAAUAACAUUGAUAUAUUGAGUUUCGCCCACUCAAAAAUGAAUCAAACUGAAUUAGCGAAAAGCCCUUUAUCCAUUGGUGUCAUCAACGUUCACAACAUCAGUUGCACGAAAUUUCUACCUCUUGGUUUCAAACAGUUCAUAGCAGAUCAAAUUCAGGAUUGUAAAACCACGGCUGUCUAUUUUGCUGAGCGGCGAUCGAUUGACAAGUUUAUAGUGGAUUGUGAAGAAGAAGUAUUGGAAUUCUUGAAUAAGUUUCAAGACAUACAUGAUUUAGAAUCUUUGGCAAAAUGUUUGAACGAAAAUGCGAUUGAUAUGUCCAUUGCAUCUAAUGACCUUAUCUUUGUGCGGAAUCUUUUUGAUCAUUUCUAUUUCUUAUUCAAAAACGGUACUUUACUUGAACAAAUGUCUGAACAUGAGUUCAGCGCAUACAUAUGGACCCCGUUGAUCAGGAACGCGUUUCUUGGAAAGGACGAUUUUAAAGUUAAGUUGUGGGGAAUUGGCGUCUAA